Molecule: messenger RNA, 2198 nt
Organism: Drosophila sulfurigaster albostrigata
Lineage: Eukaryota; Metazoa; Arthropoda; Insecta; Diptera; Drosophilidae
Product: TOM1-like protein 2
Exons: 6
Coding region: 203-1873 (556 amino acids)
Biological process (GO): signal transduction
Cellular component (GO): endosome; membrane
Molecular function (GO): clathrin binding; ubiquitin binding; phosphatidylinositol binding
Source: RefSeq, a predicted model, not a curated record
UGACACUGGUGUUAAAUAAAACAGCUUUGAAGAAAGCUCUUGUUUUAAGAAAAAAGUCUGAAAGAGUAAUAUUUAUUAUUGAAUAAAUGAUUUUAUACAUCGAUGCUUUGCGCGCGAACGCAGACGGAAAAGCACAUAAAUUGAAAGACAAAUAAACAAAUAAAAUAAACACGUAUUUAACAAAAGACAACAGUGCACCAAGAUGGCUUCAUUCUUCAAUGUGGGCGCUCUGGGCAAUGUUUUCUCAACACCCAUUGGACAGCGUAUCGAGGCCGCCACCGAUGCGUCACUGGCCUCGGAAAAUUGGGCGGCCAACAUGGAAAUCUGCGAUAUGAUCAACGAAUCCUCGGACACGGCUCGCGAUGCAAUGCGCGCCAUACGCAAACGUCUCUCACAGAACGCCGGUAAGAACAAUCAGGUGAUUAUGUAUACGCUCACCGUGCUGGAGACGUGUGUGAAGAACUGCGGCAAGGCGUUCCAUAUGCUCGUCGCCCAAAAAGAUUUCAUCAAUGAGCUGGUCAAGUUGAUUGGGCCAAAGAAUGAUCCGCCAGCUGUGAUGCAGGAGAAGGUGCUCAGUCUCAUACAGAUCUGGGCAGAUGCAUUCAAGAAUCAACCGGAUCUCAAUGGCGUCACACAGAUGUACAUGGAGCUGAAGAAUAAGGGCAUUGAGUUUCCGCCCACCGAUCUGGAUGCCACGGCACCGAUAUACACGCCCCAAAGGAGCGUGCCUGAAGUGCCGCAUCCACAGCUCAUGGCUUCACAGCAUCACGCCAUUUCGCCACAGCAUGCGGCAGCUGGAGCUGCUGUCGCGGUGCCCACAGGACCGUUGCAUUUGACACCGGAGCAGGGCGCCAAGUUGCGUUCGGAACUGGAAAUCGUCAGCAAUAACAUGAGCAUUUUGGCCGAAAUGCUGAGCGUAUUGAAGCCGGGCCAGGAGACGCCCGAUGACUAUGCAUUACUCAACGAGCUGACCGCCACCUGCAAGGAGAUGCAAUCGCGCAUUGUCGAUCUGAUUGGCCGCGUGCAGGACGAUGAAUUGACUGCGGAAUUUCUGCGCAUCAACGAUGAGCUCAACAAUGUGUUUUUGCGUCAUCAGCGCUACGAGAAGAGUCGUGCCCAAGGCAGCGCAGCAGGAGGCGGAGCCGCUGCAGUUACUUCACCAUCAGCAGUGCUUGGCGCUGCCAUGGGUGUUCCAGGCGUCACAACGGCGACAGCAGGAGCUGGAGCAGCUGCAUCGCCAUCGAAUGCUGCUAUCAGCAAUACGCCGCAAAGUGAUCAGCUGCUAAUUGAUUUAAUUGAGAGCAGCGAGGAGCAGCUGCCACAGACCUUUGGACAGUUGCAACUGGGCGCUACAGGUGGUGGCGCAGCUGCCGGAGCAGUGGCAGCUGGAAUUCCCGCUGCAGCUGCUGCUGCCGAUGAAUUCGAUAUGCUCGCACAGUCGCGUACCGAUGGCAACCAUAGAACGGAUCUGCUGCGCGAUAUUCCCAGUGUGGAUGCAGCGGCUGGCAGUGUUGCAUCGCCCUAUAGGCAGCCAAAGCAGUCACCUACGCCACAGCAGCAAGGUCGUGGAUUAGCCGGCGAUCCGCCGGUGGUAAGUAAAUCGACGAAAGAGAAUGAGAUCGAUGAAAUGGAGGCAUGGCUGGGCAGCUCAAAGGACAUUGAUGGUAUUGAGGAACUGACCAGCUCCGAGUUUGAUAAAUUCCUUGAGGAACGCGCCGCAGCCGCUGAAAAUCUUCCAACGAUCAAUGCAUCGAACUCCGCCGCUAGUGCCACGACAGGAUCAGGAUCGGGGCUCGCCCGCGGACCCGAUAGCAGCUUACGACAGACGACACCAAAGAAACCCGGCGCUGACGAGGAUCUGCUUGCGCUUUGAGUGCACAGAUUCACAUCCAUUCAGAUCCUUUUUGCAUCCUGUGCAGUUCCCGCAUUGUUUAAUCUUUUAAAAAUGUUACACACGCCUAACAUAAUAUAUUUAUACAUAACGUAUAUACAUUAUGCAUACAUAUAACAAAAACAAAAUAGCAUACAUUAUACAUUUCAAUGUAAAAUGCUUUUAUUUUCUGUAAUUCAUUUUUCUAAAUCUUUACAAAAUAUUAUUUACGUAAAACAAAAAUUCCAAAAAACGAAAAACAAAAAAAAAAAGAAUCGCAAAUCGCAAGAAAAUUGUACUGCAACGACAAUUGUAACUUAUUCCAAAA